Molecule: messenger RNA, 420 nt
Organism: Gongylonema pulchrum
Lineage: Eukaryota; Metazoa; Nematoda; Chromadorea; Rhabditida; Gongylonematidae
Source: the annotation of a GenBank genome assembly
AUGUAUGUAUGUAUGUAUGUAUGUAUGUAUGUAUGUAUGUAUAUACAUAGUAUAUAUACAUAUAUAUAUGUAUAUAUAUAUGUAUUAAAUUCCGCUCUCAGUAAGUCAUCGAUAUCAGUGGGAGAUACAAAAACUGCUGCACAGAUAGUCAAAAAAAAUGAUGUUGCACCGGCCGAUGGCGUAAUGUCCGCAAAACAGAACUGGGCUCGAAUUUCUUUAAUUAAAGAAUCUUCUCAAGUGAAAUCGAUGAAGUAUCGCAGACAGUGUACUCUGGAAUGGGAAUUUUUAGCUGUUAUCCUGGAUCGAGUAUUUCUGUUCUUCUUCACGGCAGUCAGCCUGCUUAUUACUAUUGGUUUGAUUAUUACAGCACGGCUGGCCCAGCCAAGCAUCAUCGAUGCUUUAGAAAAUAAGCAGCAAUAA